Messenger RNA from Trypanosoma theileri, 1002 nucleotides. Its product is annotated as TC38 protein. The transcript has a single exon. The record is from RefSeq and is a predicted model, not a curated record. Bases 1 to 1002 code for a protein of 333 amino acids. Lineage: Eukaryota; Euglenozoa; Kinetoplastea; Trypanosomatida; Trypanosomatidae.
AUGAACUCCAAGGGUAAGGGUGCCACCACAAAGGUUGACUACAAAGGAACUAGUCGUCCGCGUCCUCCAAGGGACGAAAACCAAAAGCCCCCGUUGAGCGAUAACAAGAAAAAAGUGCCUGUAGGACGAAAGACGGCAGAAGUGCAGUCCCAGCGAACACCUGCAGCUAACGGCCCCUUGGUGCAACAGAAGACACAGGCGGUUACGACUACCAGUUGGGUGAAGGGAGGUAGUUCACUUUCUUUUGCUGAUAUCGUGAGAAAGAAGGCCGAGAAUGUGGUUCCUACUCCUCCCGUGGAACACUCUGAAGAACCUGCCACAGUGCACGUGGAAGAAGAAGUUGUUGUAGACGUAACACAAGAGGUUCAAGAAGAAGAACCUAUAAAUGUUCAACCUCUAAACGGUGAAAAUGAAGAUGAUAUACCUUACGAUGCCAUGCAGCAGGAUUCUGCCAUUGAGGCCGCUAUUCCAGCUCCCCAAGUAAAGGUACUUGAGGAUGUUCCUGCUAUUAAGUACUACGUACUCGAAAUCGAUCGAAUUAUGGAGGAAUCUGUAUUACUUCCAUCGCGUGCCACUACAAUUGCUGAUGAACACUCAGGUACCUAUAUUUUCUCUGGUCAGUCUGGUAAGCCCCCUACUCCUCCUGUCGCUCAGGUUCAGCAGCAGUUUUAUCGUCCUGAAACGACGACCGUUCGGCCUUUUGCUGGGAUGGGUACGAUAUCUGAUAUAAACCGAGGUUCUCACUGGAAUGCACAACCAGGCCAUUCAGUUGAUUACUCAAAUGUUAAUUGGGCUCUGCAAGAUCGUAGCCAGAGACCUUUUCAUCAGCCCAUGCAGUACAAUUCCUACCCAGCACCGGUGCAGCAACAAACACAGAGAAAUUUUAUUCCUCCGCCUGUCAACAGAACACGACAGAAUGAAGUGUCAGAUGCCUCUCUUCGUGCCUUUCGGGAUGCUGGGGCAUUCAAUCGGCACCCAGGUAAUGGAGGAGGUGUUUGGUAA